Messenger RNA from Ustilaginoidea virens, 570 nucleotides. RefSeq lists its product as uncharacterized. The coding region runs from base 1 to 570 and encodes 189 amino acids. NCBI's taxonomy places the organism in Eukaryota, Fungi, Ascomycota, Sordariomycetes, Hypocreales, Clavicipitaceae. Gene Ontology annotation, cellular component: endoplasmic reticulum. The transcript is spliced from 3 exons. The record is from RefSeq and is a predicted model, not a curated record.
AUGGCGUGUGUCGACGGAGCUGCCGGCAGCCCCAAGGCAAGCAGCGGGCUUUGCCCCGCCCCGCCCCGCCACGCCCCGCCCUUGGCCAACGGCCGACAAGACAAGCUCUUCACCAGCCACAUUUGCCGCUCGUGGCGCGUGCUUUCACUCCCCUUCCUGCCACAUGUCAACUCGCCGCCUCCCUCGCUGCCGCAGCCAGGAGGCACAAACGACAAACUCAACUUUCCCAGCGCGAACCUCGCCAUCGCCCUCAGCACCCGCCGCGACUCCCCGUCUCUCGAGCCCAGAUCCCCAGCGAGACAAAACACAGACAGACGCAAAAGAGACCGCCCACCGACCCUGCCCAUCCCAAAACGCACACACACCAUGGCCCAGACCCUCGAGCAGCGUCGCCGAAACGCAAAGUUCGCCAAGGACCAGGAGGCCCGUAUGGGCAAGCCCGAAGACCCGGCCAAGAAGCGCGUCAAGGAGACGCCCAAGUCGCCCAUCUCGCCCGUCUGGAUAGGCGUCCUCGGCUUCCUCGUCGUUGGCGGCUUGCUCUUCGAAGCGCUCUCGCGCAUGCUCGGCUAG